GACACCGUCUCUUUCGCUUCUUUCUCUUCUUCCUCUUGAACGCUAAACUCACUCCGCCCGGGCUUCUCAAUAAAGCAUUAAAUUUCAGUGACUCAGAGGAUCUCAGAGCUCGAAAAGCGAAAAUGAGCAAGAGGCCACCGCCUGAUCCCGUGGCGGUGCUCAGAGGCCAUCGCGCUUCUGUCAUGGACGCUUCUUUUCAUCCUUCUAAACCUUUACUCUUCACCGGUUCUGCGGAUGGUGAGUUGCGAAUAUGGGACACGGUCCAGCAUCGGACGAUAUCAUCUGCAUGGGUGCACAGUGCGGCGCACGGGAUUAUUUGUGUUGCUAGUAGUCCUUUGAUAGGAAGCAACAGAGUUAUAAGCCAGGGUAGGGAUGGAACUGUGAAGUGUUGGGAUAUUGAAGAUGGAGGACUGUCCCGAAAUCCUUCACUUACAAUCAAGACAAACACUUAUCACUUUUGCAAGCUUUCCGUGGUGAAGAUGCCUUCUGCUUGUGCACCACAAGCUGAAGGUCCUAAUUAUCAUCAUGAGAUGGAGGUUAGGGAAACUGUUGACUCAGAAAGUAUGGAUGAUAGCAGGGAAAAGGCUCAAGGAAGUCUAACAGAGUGUUCCAAUGCUGUUAGAGAAGUUACCCAUGCUGAAGGACCAAAGUAUGUGGCUAUAGCAGGAGAGCAAUCACAUGAGGUUGAAAUUUGGGAUCUGAAUACUGCGGAAAGGUUUGCACGGCUACCUCAAAAGUCAGUUGGUGGCUCCCCAAAUGUUUCAACUAGUGAGAGAGGGAUGUGCAUGGCGGUUCAGGCAUAUUUACCAUCUGAAUCACAGGGAUUCUUAAAUGUCUUGGCUGGUUAUGAAGACGGUUCCAUGCUUUGGUGGGAUAUACGACAUCUGGGAAUUCCUGUAACUUCUGUAAAGUUUCAUUCUGAGCCAGUUCUAAGCAUAUCCAUUGAUGAGUCAUGUAGUGGGGGUAUCACAGGAGCUGCCGAUGACAAAAUCGUGAUGUAUAGUCUGGAUCACUCCAUGGGCUCUUGUGUGGUCAAGAAAGAGAUUAGUUUGGAAAGAGCUGGUAUAGCAGGCACCUCAAUUCGACCAGAUGGCAAAAUUGCUGCUACUGCUGGUUGGGAUCACAGAGUAAGGAUAUAUGAUUACCGCAAAGGAAAAGCUCUGGCAAUAUUGAAAUAUCACCAUGCUACGUGUAACGCUGUUUCAUACUCAACUGAUUGUAAGCUAAUGGCUUCUGCAUCAGAAGACGGGACAGUUGCUCUAUGGGAACUUUAUCCUCCUCAAACUUGAUAAUUAAUGGUCCAUGUGAUAUAAAGAUUUGUACAACACUAGUUCUGAGUCGCUGACCUCACUUGAUGCUCUAUGUAUUGGAUCUUAUACAGGAUAUUCGGAAGUGUGAGACAUUAAAUUUUUGUUUUUUUUUUUUUUUGUUUUUUAAAUUUAUGAUGGCAUUAAAUGUUUGUACCCAAUUGAUGUGAAACGACAUCGGAUACUCUCAUAACGUGUAUACAUGUGAGCCAUUGAGUCAAUGAAGGGUAAUGGUCUUCAAG
Corylus avellana is the source of this 1549-nucleotide messenger RNA. RefSeq names its product Transducin/WD40 repeat-like superfamily protein. Gene Ontology annotation, molecular function: protein binding. NCBI's taxonomy places the organism in Eukaryota, Viridiplantae, Streptophyta, Magnoliopsida, Fagales, Betulaceae. The record is from RefSeq and is a predicted model, not a curated record.